Molecule: messenger RNA, 1914 nt
Organism: Camelina sativa (false flax)
Lineage: Eukaryota; Viridiplantae; Streptophyta; Magnoliopsida; Brassicales; Brassicaceae
Product: UPF0496 protein At4g34320
Source: RefSeq, a predicted model, not a curated record
UCCUUCAAAGACAUAUAUAUACAGUAUCGUGAAUACGUUACAUAUUUGUGACGCACACAAAAAAACAAAAAAAGUUGUAUGUAAUACGUCUUUGACACGCACAUAUUGUAAGCAUUUGGCGUAGUCGAAAAGGCGGCUAAGUAGAGAGAGAGUAAACGUUUGCUUACAGCGUUAUACAAAGCCCUAAUUCUAAUCAUCAUCAUGCGUGCAAGCUAUUUUCCAUUUCCUUUAACGAUUAUCAUUCUUACUCUCUUCAAGCUUCUUCUUUCUUCCUUUUAUUCUUUCUUUAUUUAAUUUUUUUCCCUCUUUCUCUCCCAAAUCUUUUUUUUUUCUUUUCCCGGAAAAUUCUCUUCUCUCUUGUUGUUGUUUCUCCUGAUAAACCCGACCAAGUUUAUCUCUUCUCUUUCUCACUAAUCAUUUCUUUUUAAAAUUUCUCUCAUAUAUAAUUGCACCUUUUGAUUUUAGUAUAUUUCUUUCAUUUUCUUGUACGCAUAUUUAUGUUAAAACGCAUUUCUAAGAUCAUAAAUAUUAUUAUCAUUAUUAUUACUUGAGCUCAAUCUUGCUCCGUUGGUUUUAUUCAUAUCUUCAGAAUCGGAUUCGGUGCUAGCUACUACGUUCAAAUGGGAAACCAAACAAGCAAAAAGCCACAGGAUGCAUCGGCUAAGAGCGUGCACUACACAACGGAGCUGAGAUCUUACGAGGCUGCGUGUAAAGCUGACACGGAGCUUCAAUCUUUCGACACGUGUUUGCAAGCACGGACGAGUCACGUGAUAAGCACGCUAGCUACGGGAGUUGAGGUUCGAGCGCUCUCGUUCGAUUCCUUGAAAGAAGUGACGCAGUGUUUGUUGGAGAUGAACCAAGAAGUUGUGAAAGUGAUAUUGGAUUGCAAGAAAGACAUAUGGAAGAAUCAAGAAAUGUUUGAGCUCGUCGAAGAUUACUUUGAGAACAGCUUGAAGACGCUUGAUUUUUGUGCUGCUUUGGAGAAGGGCUUGAGACGAGCUCGUGAUAGUCACCUUUUGAUUCUUGUUGCUCUUCAGCAGUUUGAAGAUGAGAGCCUUGUUCAAGGUGGGAACGGAUACAAGAAGACACUUGAAGAGCUAAAGAAUUUCAAAGAUGCGGAGAGUCCUUUCAACGAAGACUUCUUCAAAAUGUUCCAAUCUGUUUACAAACAACAGAUGGUGAUGCUUGAGAAGCUUCAGCUUCGUAAGAACAAGCUUGACAAGAAGCUUAAAUGCAUCCACACUUGGAGGAAGAUCUCCAGCAUCAUAUUUGUUGCUACCUUCGCCACAGUGCUCAUCUGCUCUGUUGUGGCUGCGGCUAUGGCAGCUCCUCCUGUGGCUGCGGCUCUGGCUGCAGCUACGGCAGUGCCGCUAGGCUCCAUGGGAAAGUGGAUCGACUCGCUGUGGAAGAACUACGAGAAUGCACUCAAAGGGCAGAAGGAGGUGAUCAGUUCCAUGCAGGCAGGGACAUUUGUGGCGGUUAAAGAUUUGGAUAAUAUCCGGGUUUUGAUCGAACGGUUGGAGAUUGAGAUCACCGGGAUGGUGAAGAGUGCGGAGUUCGCUGUGGAGCAUAACGCAGUCAAGAUUGGCAUUGAUGAUAUCAAGAAGAAACUUGAGGUGUUUAAGAAGAACGUAGAGGAAUUGGGGACUCAAGCUGAUUUGUGUAGCAGAGAUAUUAGAAGGGCAAGGACUGUGAUUCUUCAAAGGAUCAUCAAGCAUCCUAAUAAUGCUAGUAGCAGCAACUGAACAACACAAACAAAUAAAACUAGCCAGUUUCUCUCUUCUUCAACACCUGAAUGAUGAAGACUAUAAAUAAUAGUACAGAUUCUCUCUGAGUUUUUACUAUCAAUUAAUGUUCAAUAACUCAAAACUACUGUUUAUGAUAAUUGUUGCAAUUUCUAUAUUCUUUUUAUGA